CCGCUUCUUCCCGGUCCAGCUGGGCGGGGACUGCCCUAGGACUCUUUAAAGUCUGUGAGUCACUGCACAACCCAUCAAUCCAAUUAAAUGUCUUGAGCGAGCCGAGCGGGCGGUGCUCCCCGCCGCCGGCCGCCCCUGCUCUCGGCGCCCCGCUAUCCAUGGCUGGCUGGCUGUACUCCUCCCGGUGCGCCCUCCUCCCGCAUCUCGCCAGCCACGGCAACUUCCCCUCAGCCCGCCUCUGCCCCCAGGCCGCCGCGGCAUGGGCUAGACCCCGGGCCGCUUCUUGCCGUCUCCCGUCCAGCCCGCGCGCGGUCUCGCCCCUUUAGCUGUCCUCGCCCGUCCCCGCCGUUCCCCCGACAGUCAGUCCAUCACCCGGUCGGCUUUCCUCCGCGGGGCAGCGGUGGAGUACCCGCGGGCUCGGUAGGAGCGGGCGCCCCCAUCCCGCUCCUCCGCGCUCCCACCCGUCGGGUUCCCGGUCCCGCACCGAGGGACGCUCCGACCGACGCCCGCUCCCCGCGGCCGUACGACCCGCCCGGGAGCUGGACCCGGCGCCCACUUCUUCGCGGAAGGGGAACAUUAAGGCUAUCAGCGUGAAACUUGUGGGCAGAGGACAACGCCUCUGGCUCCCGUUGUUCUCCAAGCCUGGUUUCCCUCCGGUUGGCUGCUGGGUCUCCAUAAAGGAUGCAACUCAGGUCUGUCCGGCUCCAAAGAUAUAUGUUGGGCAAAGGAGGAAAACGGAAGUUUGAUGAGCAUGAAGAUGGGCUGGAAGGCAAAAUCGUGUCUCCCUCUGAUGGUCCGUCCAGGGUGUCUUACACCUUACAGCGUCAGACUGUCUUCAACAUUUCCCUUAUGAAACUGUAUAACCACAGGCCUCUGACAGAGCCCAGCUUGCAGAAGACUGUCUUAAUUAACAACAUGUUGAGGCGGAUCCAGGAGGAACUCAAGCAGGAAGGCAGCCUGAGGCCUGCAUUCACCCCCACUUCCCAGCCCAGCGACUGGCUGGGUGACGGCUCCAGGGAGGCCCCACCUGCCUUCACACACCAGGCCUCGCCCCCUGCUCACCCCUGCGACCUAGGAAGCACUACACCCUUGGAGGCCUGCCUCACUCCUGCCUCUCUGCUAGAGGACGACGACACUCUGUGCACUCUGCAGGCUGUGCAGCCUGCAGCUCCCACCCGACUCUCCUCUCGGGCCCUCCCGCCGGAAGAGGACAGCUUCUCCUCCGCCUUGGAUGAGAUCGAGGAGCUCUGCCCCACAUCUACCUCCACAGAGGCUGCCGUGGCGUCAGUGGCGCCCGACAGCCCGAAAGGAACCUCCAGUGAGUCCAGCAUCCAGAAGCCUGAGGGGCCCCAGGAAGGCCGCACAGAUGACUCAAGAUUCAUGGACUCUCUGCCUGGGAAUUUUGAAAUAACAACGUCCACAGGUUUCCUGACAGACUUGACCCUGGACGACAUCUUGUUUGCUGACAUUGACACUUCUAUGUACGAUUUUGACCCCUGCACAUCUACAUCAGGGACAGCCUCGAAAAUGGCCCCCGUGUCGGCUGAUGACCUCCUCAAGACCCUAGCCCCCUACAGCAGUCAGCCUGUUGCCCCAAGUCAGCCUUUCAAAAUGGAUCUCACAGAGCUCGACCACAUCAUGGAGGUGCUUGUCGGGUCCUAAGACUGCCUAAGCAGGCCCCGCAAGCGCCCCCCCCCCCCCCAGUCUCUCCUCACUGUGCAUGGAACCUUGCUUGCCUUUUUCAGAGAAAAAGAAAAUUUUACAAAAGGAUCACACUAGUACUUUCUUUGAGCAGAGUUGGAGUGCCUUUAUUCGCGUAUGACCACUUUUAAUACACUCUCUGAGUGGGCUCCUCAUAGACCCACUGCCCUGGCGCAGGCAGGAGAGAAGACAUUUGAAGACUUUUGCUAAUGUUGAAAGGUUCAAGUGGAGAGCUGUUCAGACGAACAGUUCAAGCGAAGCACAAGGGUUAGGUUGGAAAAGCUGUAAAUUGCAUGUGCAUAUUUGUCUAUUUUUUCUAUAAGUUUUAUUGCAAGAGGUAAAAAAGAAUAUAUAUCUAUAUUAUUUGGAUAAUCUCAGUACCUUUCCUGGCGUUUUGCCUUGUGUCAGCUGACUUGGCAAUUCCGCCUUUUUAGAGGCAUUAACUCCUCGUAAGUGUUGCAUUUACAUGGCUGUUUAGAAAACUGCUGCCCAAAUUUAUUUUAUAUUUUUGUACAGAUUCUGCAGUUUAUGAUAUUGUUUUCUAAAGAACAAAUGCUGUUUAUACAUAUGAGAUAGCUAUUUUGAUAGGAUUUGCUCACAUAGUUCCUGCAAACGUAAGCCGUACAAGUUGCACUUGUACUUUUAUAGAUUGUAAUGUUUUAUAUGUGUAUGGUGCAAGAGAAAAUUGGAUCAAAUCAAUCUGCAGUUGAUGUCCCCAAAUGCAAAUACACACAGCGCUUUAAUAAAGGGCCAGGUGAUCUGACACCCAAAUUUCACAAGCACCAGCCCUUGGCACGAUCACCCGCCAGUACUGUGACUUCCAAAGCCAGAGCCCUGUCCUGCUCAUCAAACUUGCAUUAAGCAGUUGUCGGGAGAUGGCUGCGGAUCCUGGGGUUGAUACGACAGUCUCCUUAGCUCCUCUUUUGAGCAGAGGCUCUAUCAUCUUGUUUAAGAGUGUACUCGUGGCCAGGUGUGGUGAUGCACCCCUUUAAUCCCAGCACUUGGAAGGCAGGGA
Onychomys torridus (southern grasshopper mouse) is the source of this 2716-nucleotide messenger RNA. It is a transcript of the gene Sertad2, whose product is annotated as SERTA domain containing 2. Gene Ontology annotation, cellular component: nucleus. The coding region runs from base 682 to 1662 and encodes 326 amino acids. Gene Ontology annotation, molecular function: transcription regulator activity. The transcript has 3 exons. NCBI's taxonomy places the organism in Eukaryota, Metazoa, Chordata, Mammalia, Rodentia, Cricetidae. The record is from RefSeq and is a predicted model, not a curated record.